AUGCCAGAAGACGAUUCUUCUUCGGUAGCUCCUGCGCAGCUCUCGUAUCUUACCAUCUACAAUCCCCUUCUCGGACCGACCGACGAAACUAUCCAAGACCAGAUCGUCUUCUAUACCUCCAGAUUAGGUGAACCGCAGCGGCACAAGAACUCGGAGGCUGGGCCUAACGACAAUGGAUCGAACUAUGAGCACAAUGAAAAAUUGCGCCAGAUAGGACUAGUGCAGGGAAUGGUGAGCUUUGCCAGGAAUUUCUCGGAGGGUAAACCGGUGGAGUAUGUGGAAACAGAAAAGUCAAAUAUUCUCCUGCAUGAGUUGGAAAAUAACUGGUGGAUUUUGGCUUCCAUCGACCUGACUCGUCUUCCAACCACCGAUACUUCCACUGAUGCCCUCUAUCAACGGGUGGGCAGGUCGACAUUCUGCAAACUGCUCGACAGCUUUUGGUGGAAAUUUGCAUGGAACUGGGAAGUUCUCCUUGGUGGAAACCCGGCCGUCGACAUGUACAAUGGGAUCAAGCUUUCCGCUGGCGGCGAGCUUGGCGUCGGUGUUGGUGAAGAAGAAUGGGGAAGUGGAGAAAGAGAGGUCUUGGAGGAUUUUGUGGUCAGAACUGAUGGUCUUGUGGAUCUAGUUGUCUCGCGGUUUGGUGACCCUUGGAUGCCAAUUGAGGACCAGGCAACCUGCAACAAAUCAGAACUUGAGAAUCAGAACGAAACCAUUGCUGGAUGGCUGGGUUUAGACACCCACCCUAGACCAUCGGAUGGUGUUAUAUUCUCAGGGAUGGGAGCCAUUUCUAGGCCUUCGGUGGCACGAGUCUCUCAGUGGAUGGAAUGGAUAUACCGUUAUGGCCCUGAUGCCUACGGAGUCGGCGAAAAUCCAACCUCGCCACGACGUCGAAAGCAACGAAAAAGACAACAAGGCCGGUCAUCAAAGGACUCAAAUAAUGAAUCAAGCACCACUCCCGUCGCACAUACCGGCUACAGCUUCUCCCCGGGUAUACCCCGCCCGCUAGUGACGGGGCAACCACAAGAAACUGAAGCAGGCUAUCAAACAAGUAGCGGGAGCUCCCCAGCACCAAACGAGAUUGGGAAAGAUUGGAUGGGUCUCAAAACUGAGACGUUUGUGAAAUACCUUAAACUUGGCUAUGGCUCGUCCUGGGGCCCCUCUGCUGGAACAGCUAGCUCUCACCCUCGCGUUGAGGCCUUGAAACAAGAGGAUGAGUCGACAAGCGUGGACAGGCAAGCAACCUCUACGGCAGCUACACAAGAAACGUCUGAUGAAGGCUCCUCGAAGUCUGGAGACGCCCCCAGCUCCAAGAACCUAGGGAGAUUCAUGAUUGGGUUGCAUAAUGGUCUCGAUACCCGGUCUAUAGAGGACGCUGAUCUAGCGGACAAGCCACCAGGGGGAUUAAAUGAGAACAUCAUGCAGAGAGCAUUGCAUGUUCAUUUGACAGCUUCGAACGAGGAAGCUAAACUGCGAGUAGCGGUCUAUAUACAUCAACCGUUUAUAUAUACAUUUCUCUUUGAUUCGGAAACGCCGUCUCUAUCUGACCCUUCUCUCUACCGUAGCAUUCAUCACCAGUUGAGCCCUCUCCACAAACCACUCAUCAACUCGACGUCACCAGCGAACGCGGCAGCGCGAAUCUCGGUAUCCGAAGGAGCAUUCGAUAUCAACCAACGCUUCCUAACCAAAAACCAACCAGUAUACGACCUGGUCUAUGACCCAUCUAACCUCACCAUCCGUACUUCGAUCCCCAACAUCCCAGACCUCGGCACCCAUCCUCCGGGUCACCCAGACUCCAACAUAACGCCCUGGUUGCGCGUUGAGAGCUUGAACAUCCACCACCGACUCCUCAGCACGUAUGUCGAGACGCGAUCCCGGCCGCUAGAACUGGAAAGAACAUGCAAAACCAGCCGUGGCUGGUGGAUUGUGUGGGUACGGUUUUCCGAGUCCGACAGCGGAAACAUACGAAAAGGACCGCCCAUCGUCGUGUCCGAUGAUGUUCGUCAGGAAGCGUUUCUGAUCCGAAAAGCAAGUGACCACGUCUCCUCGGUUGCACACGCGCGCAACAGCAGCGGAUCACGAUUCUUCAGAGACCUUAGCGGAGCGUCUUCACCGGGCCUGGCAUCGUCACGCACCGAUACAGGACCCGGGAAACUCGUAGAGGGAUUGGGGCUGGAUGCUAGACGAUACAUUGAGAAUUUACUGAGUUUGAAUAGAUGA
Molecule: messenger RNA, 2217 nt
Organism: Aspergillus tanneri
Lineage: Eukaryota; Fungi; Ascomycota; Eurotiomycetes; Eurotiales; Aspergillaceae
Exons: 5
Coding region: 1-2217 (738 amino acids)
Biological process (GO): vesicle-mediated transport
Cellular component (GO): intracellular membrane-bounded organelle; Mon1-Ccz1 complex
Source: RefSeq, a predicted model, not a curated record